CGUGUGGGCAAUGUUCUGUAUACUAAACUGCUGUAUCACAUACCUUGCGCAUAAGUGAGCGAUGCCUAUGAACCGCGUUUUUGACACAAUUGCAGUGAACAUGCUUUGAUACUGGCUUUGAUAGCCCCCGAUAGUUGCAAUGUUGGCUGGGCCAGGCUAUCCAGGGCCUCCUCCGCCUGGCCCACCACCAGGGCCACCAGGGGGGCCUCCGCCUGGAGGAGGCGGGGGUUAUGGGCCUGCUGGUUAUCGGCCACCCAAGCAUGGACACUCUAGUGGGAGACAAAAUGCUCCGCCUGGAUUCCGUGCCAUGCCUCCGCCUGGCGGCAAGCCAGGGAGCAGCAGCGCGCAUGGGCAUCGCGGGCACCAGGCUCCUGCUCCACCCCCGCCAGCGCACCACGCUUCCAGCAACAUUAUACCUAUAGCGGCAGAAAAUAGACUUCGGCGAGACACGCCAUUCCUGGCACACAUUCGGUUCAGGAAUGACUUGCCGGAGAUCCCCUCGGACCCGAAAAUGCUCGUCUCGCAAAUCCAGCCGGAGGUGCUCUCUCGCUUCGGGCUCACAGCCCUGGAGCGCCAGGCGCGGAGAGACCUGCUCACACCGCCCAACAUCACCAUCUCCCCGCUGGACGUGCAGCGGUACCAGGUGCCGGAUCAGGCCGUUCCCAUGGACCCCGCGGACGCGGCGCUCUUAAAGGACGACGCGCGGCCGCUGGCCAUCGGCGGCAGCCCGCUGCCGGCCGCCGCCGACGGCCGGCACAAGAGCUUCGCGGCGCGCUCCAAGGACGUGGACGUAACCAAGGUGUCCUGGCUAAUGCGCACCACCUACAUCUCGGCCUCGGACAACCGCGGCGCCGCCAAGCAGGGCCUGCCGGAGAAGCAGGUGCUGCAGGCGCGCGCGGCGGAGCGACGCUUGGCGGCGGUGGCGGCCGGCACCGAUUUGGACGACCGCGAGCUCAACGACCGCGAGGCGCAGGUCCGGGCCAUUGAGGCGUCCUUCGAGGCGGCGCGCGCCCAGCCGGUGCACUCGCGCAACCCGGCGCUGAAGCCGGUGGAGGUGCUGCCGGUACUGCCCGACCCCACCGCCUGGCAGCACAAGCUGCUGCUCACCACCUUCCACGACUCGGACCCCGGGGAGGAGCUGGCAGCGGUGGUGGGGCAGGAGGCCAUGGCGGGGCUGCCGUCCGCCAAGCGGCCGCAGCUGCUGGUGGGGCACUACCUGCUCAAGGGCUUCACGCACCACAUCUCCAAGGCGGGCCAGGACCGCGAGCUCAAGAUCAUGGCGCUGCUGGUGCGCGAGGACGUGGACCGCAUGGUGGCGCGCACCGCGGCGCAGGUGGCGCAGCAGGAGCAGGAGGCGGCGGCGGCAGCGGCGGAGGGGCGCGAGCCGGCGCAGGCGCAGGCGGAGCCGGUGCUGCAGCCGGAGGACCUGGAGGGCGACUACCAGUGGACCAAGGACUACAACUACGAGCUCAAGCGCGACACUGUGCACUAUGCGCUGCGACUGGACAAGGACGCGGCGCGCUUUUACAGGAUGCAGGGCAAGCUGGAGCUGCGCAGCUGGCGCGACGAGGAGAAGCUGGCGCGCGACCGCAGCCGCAAGCGUGUCAUGGGGUCGGCCAACGAGGAGCCGGCGGAGGAGGAGACGGACGGCUCGGACCAGGUGCAGCGGCCGUCCAAGAUCCACGUCACCACGCGCGACCUCAACGACCGCGAGCUGGAGGACCGCGAGUCCAAGCGCAAGGAGCUCAUGCCGCUGGCGGAGUAACGGCUGUAGCGGCGUAGCGGCGGCGGAGGCGCGGCGGAGGCUGCAGCAAGGGAGGCAGUAGCAGCAGUGGGCGUGGCUGCAACGCUGGGAUGUGAGGCGCGGUGGAGGCGUGGCAGCAGGAGCUGUGGCGAGGACAGGAGGCAAGGGAGUAGCACCUUGCGGCUCAGGGUGGGCGACAGCUGGAGUCGCACGAGGAGGAGACGGCGCUGCACUGCACUUGCAGUGUGCCGGGUAGGGGCUUCCAGUCAAACGGGACCCGGUAGCUGCCAGUGGGCGGAGGGGACGCCAGUGGUAGCAAUCCCCUGGGCGCGUGCGAGCGGGCCCAUGCAGGGCGGAGCAGCAAGGCACAGGUGCCUGCAGGCGGCUCGCCCGUGCUAGGCGUGCGCCGCGAAUUUGUACUGCAUGUUCAGUGAAGGGGGACUCUGAAGCUGCUCGCAGAUGCACACCGUGCAUUCCAUCAUUUGCACUGAGGUUGUGCUUGCAUUGAUAGGGUUGUAAGGUGGUUUGCCAUGCUUUGAUGUAGAACGUGCAGCGUCUGGGCGUGGGUGCAGGGCCGGGUCUGGGGAGGGGUGGGGCCACGGAGUGGGAACGCACGCACGGUCCGCUUUGAGGGUGCUGUGGCGGGAAUGCGGAUCAGCGCACAAAGGCUUGCUGUGCGCAUUGCUAUGCUGCGACAUCAUUAACGCAUUGGGGCAAUCCAAAGGAAUUGCGGCUUGAAGUCGAAAGCUUAAAGACUGGUAAGCCCAAUCCCAUU
Chlamydomonas reinhardtii is the source of this 2519-nucleotide messenger RNA. RefSeq lists its product as uncharacterized. Lineage: Eukaryota; Viridiplantae; Chlorophyta; Chlorophyceae; Chlamydomonadales; Chlamydomonadaceae. Gene Ontology annotation, cellular component: Cdc73/Paf1 complex. Gene Ontology annotation, molecular function: chromatin binding; RNA polymerase II complex binding. Gene Ontology annotation, biological process: transcription elongation by RNA polymerase II. The transcript has 3 exons. The coding region runs from base 140 to 1765 and encodes 541 amino acids. The record is from RefSeq and is a predicted model, not a curated record.